This is a messenger RNA of Heterotrigona itama, 7442 nucleotides long. NCBI's taxonomy places the organism in Eukaryota, Metazoa, Arthropoda, Insecta, Hymenoptera, Apidae. The record is from the annotation of a GenBank genome assembly.
AUGUUAAAGUGGAUAAAAGUUCGCCAGAACACGUCGGCGAACACGCCGACGCCGCUCGAUCACGGGAAGAAGGACGAGAUGGUCGUGGCAAAGGUCGAAGCUGUAGAAGCGGCAAGAGAAGAUGAGGAAGACAGCGGUAUGGAGAGAGAGGACACACCGUCCAACAUCGAGUUGAACCAUCUACGAAAAGACCUUUUCUCGCAGCUGCAGUUUUCGCAAGAGAGCGCGCUGCCGCCCGACACGCUGCGCCGCGCUCUGGCCGAGAGCUUUCUCGAUCAGCAGAGGUUCCAGCUCGGAUUCAUGGACGACGCGGCAGAAUGUUUCGAGAACAUUCUUCUGCGUAUACAUCUUCACAUAGCGAGCGGGGAGGCGGAAGACAUGUGCAGCGCGAGACAUUGCGUGCCGCAUCAGAAGUUCGCCAUGACGCUGGUCGAGCAAAGCGUUUGCGGAGCGUGCGGCGCAACCUCGGAGCCUCUGCCUUUUACACAGAUGGUUCAUUACGUGUCAGCGUCAGCGCUGACGUCGCAGGCGCGGCAAACGCCGCCGAAUUCUCGAACGAGUUUGGAUCUGUUUGGCCAGCUUUUGCGGAGAGCCGGAGGCAUGGGCGACAUCAGGGACUGCCCGAGCUCUUGCGGCGCGAAAAUCCAAAUCUGCCGGACCCUGAUGAACCGGCCGGAAAUUGUUUCCGUCGGUGUCGUGUGGGACAGCGAACGGCCGUCGUUGGAGCAUAUCAUGGACGUUUUCGCAACCGUGGGAACGUCCCUCAGAUUGAGCGAUGUUUUCCACAGCGUGGUGGACUCGCGAUGGGGUGCCUCGACCGUGCACAAUCUCGUCGGAGUCGUCACGUAUUAUGGAAAACACUACUCCACUUUCUUCUUUCACACUAAACUGAAGGUGUGGAUUUACUUCGACGACGCGACCGUCAAGGAAAUCGGGCCGCGUUGGGAGCAGGUGGUGGAGAAGUGCCGAAGAGGCAGAUACCAGCCGUUACUUCUGCUGUAUGCAACUCCUGGUGGAACGCCGGUGAAUACGGAGAACGCGCCGAAAACCGUGACGCCGUUCCCGAACGGGAAUGGACUGAAAACACCGCCGAAGAAUAACGUUCGACGAUCGAUCACACCCAGCCCGGAAAAACCAUCGAUCAAUAGUACUGCCAGACGUGCCAUCACACCGAAUCCCGACAGUCCUCCUCAUUCUUACACGCAACGCAGGAUCUACAGCGACUAUCAGAAUCUGACGGAUAUUCAGAACAACAUCUUUGGAAAUCAGGGUGUCGACACCGUCGACGGAGACGCGGAAUCGAAGUACAUCAGCCGACGCGCUGUAGAGAACGUGAUGCAGCAACAGAAGAAGCAGCAAAUGCAACUGACACGCAGCCUGAGCGCUGGUUCGACGCCGCAGGACGCCAUCAGUAUUCCUGAUCACUUGAACGUGCCGCGGAGGCGAGAUUCCGGAAACUGGUCCGGCGAUCGGAACAGCGCGUCCUCGAGUUCCUCCACCACGAUGGACAAUCCGUACUUGUACAUCGUUAACAAAAUGCAGAGAAACUCGGGCGUGCCGAAAAGCCCGACCAGCAAGUCCGGCGAACUUUCCAGCAGCAGCAGUGGCCACUACGACGCCGGAUACGACUCGUAUUCUUUGUCCUCCACGGACAGCCUUCCGCUGCAGCAAGGGCUGAAGCAUAAUCUACAGCUUGCCCAGAUCCCGGAAGGCUACCAAGCUUCCUCAGGCGACGACUGUGAACGCCUGUGCAAGGAAACCGACGCUCUUUUGGACAAAUCCCGAGCUGCUGAAGAUGCGGGCGACCUCAGCACCGCGGUCGCUUUGUGCAGCGCGGCGAGCAGCAAAGCCAGAGCCGCCAUGGAUGCACCGUAUAACAACCCUCACACCAUCAGAACAGCAAGGAUGAAGCACAAUACUUGCGUGAUGAGGACCAGGAGUUUGCACAGAAGAAUGUUGCAGGAACAGGCGACAGUUAAUGGGGAAAAAGAAGAAGGUGCGCCAGAAGGAAGACACUCGCGAGAAAACAGCAAAUCCGGCCAGCACUCUCGGCAAAGUUCCAGAGACAAGGGGAACCAUUCUCGACAAAACAGUCGGGAACUCCUAGUGAAUCCCCCAUCCGCAACUGCCGACAAGCCGGCCACCAAGAGCAUCGAGAUCUACGCUACGUUGCCAAAAAAGAAGACACUGCGCAGCAAGGCGACCGCCGUGAACGUAAUCGAGGACGAGGAGUACAUGUUGUAUGAUCGACCGAUACAGAGGACGGGUCUGUUCAGUCGUACGAAACGUUGCGACGACGACAAGAAGGACAAGAAACGAGCUCGAAGCGAGGAGAGGAACAAGAACGUCUCCAAAGACUUCUCCGUCGCCCCGUCUCGAUCGUCUCCCGCGCCGAAAGGCGCCAAAGUGGAGAAAUCGAAGGAGACCGACACGAUCGCCAAUAGCGCGCGGAACGCUCAGUCGAACAACAUCUCGAACGGCGAGCAGAAACAAGGUAAGAAGCAGCACAAAAUUCGAAGGAAACUGUUGAUGGGCGGGCUGAUCAAGAGGAAGAACAGGAGCAUGCCGGAUCUACGAGAAGGUCAAGACGGACAGACGAACGCAAGCGUGGAGGGGACCUCGAACGCUUUACCGAAGCAGUCGGUGGACGAUUCCAGCGUUGGUUUGAAGGGCAACGAGGUGUGCCAGUCUCUAAGUGGCUACCUGUCCGAGGGACACCUAGAGUUCACUGGGAACAGCAACGGUAGUCCGGGCAGCACCAGCAAUCCAAACUUGGAGAGAAGUCGUCUGAUGAGGAAGAGCUUCCACGGCAGUGCCGGUAAAGUGUUACAUGUGGCGAAGGUCCCUCCGCCUCCUCCGCUCAGGACCACUUCUCAGCUUAGCAAGUCUAAGUGUUCGGGCGAAGUGCACAACGAGCAGCAGCCGGAGAAAUCGGUCUACUCAACGUCAGAGAGUCAAUGUUCGUCCAACCCAUCUCAAGACCAGAAUGGGGCGUACUGGAAUCACGUGAACGCGACAAACUCGACCGGCGGUGCUAAUCGAACCUCCAACUACACCGAUUACUCGUCCGAGUCUCACUCUCUUCCCUUUCUGCCUUCUUACGGCAUCGAGCAAAACAGCGGGAACGUGGCAACAUCUUGUCCGUCGAACUACAACAGCAAACCUAGAAUUCAGGAUGACGUGGUGCAAUAUGCGAACGGUAUCCUGUACGAGCCCACGUUUGUGGUUACGAGGGCGGACGUGCACAACGAGCAGAGCCCCGUGAAACAACCGAAUCAGCUGGAUCCUUUGCCUCCGUAUCCCGAAAACGGCAAUGUCUCCCAUUCGAGGCAACCCAGCGAGGACUUUCCUCCUCCGCCGUAUCCUUCUAUUCAUUCUGUGUCUCACUCGAGGCAAGCCAGCGAGGACUUUCCACCGCCUCCGCCACCAAUCGACGAAAGUUCCAGUCACAUUCAGGAUCAGCAACAAUAUCAGCAGCAACAGUACCAGCAUCAGUACCAGCAGCAACAGUAUCAGCAGGCUGUUUCUAUGCAGCAGCGCCAACAGCAGCUGGAUAAUCAGCAUAUUGGCGGUUUACUGUCCCAGUUGCAAAUGAAGAGAGAUCAGAUCCUAACCUGUGAAGCUCCGAGAGACGAGAAGAAGCCCGAGGAACAGGAGGACGAAGAGAAAUCAUCCGGAGAGACUUGGUUGCGCGAACUGCAGGCCAAACAAGCGGAAAGAAGGAUGAAGAAGCAAGGUCCUCUUGAACAGGAUGUCUCAAAAGUUAGAUCGUCCGGUCCUACGAUCUCUGGGCCGACAAUCGCUAGGAGAACGAGUGACUUGAUGAUGAACAGCCUUGGUCAAAGCUACGAUCAGUCGAGUCGUGACGUGACCGAUUGUCCAAGAGUGGUGUCCUCCGUCAAAGACAUGGCCGCUAGAUUCGAGCAGAUCAAGCUGCAACCGGCCGCCAAAUCUGAGUCUGACCAAAAGAUUCCGACGAAGCAGAAUGUGAACGGCGUUUCUCCUUCUCCGUUGCUGGACGCUUCGCAACACGCGGACGUUCAACACGCGGAGGAAUCGAGGCCAAUGAAGCUAUCCGCGGAGAAUUUGACGAACUUUACGAAAACCGAGAGCUCGUCGAAUCAGUCGCUGAUGAAUUCGAGCUUCGAAUCUAGCUCCAGUCAGAACAGCUUCAUCUCGACCACAGCCCCGAGCAACACCGUGCAAACGCAGCAGAACGGAUUGAAUCAGGCGAUCAUGUCGAUGUCUCUGACGCUGCCGCACGAGAACGGUCUGCCUAUCGAUUACCCCGAGGACGAUAUCAGCGAGGUCGCCAUGCAGAAUACCAUACAGAAUACGACGAUCUUGCCGAGCGAGGACGACAUCUCGCCGAGGAAGAUGAAACGACGAAUAGGAAAGAAGAAGAGCGUGUCGUUCUGCGACCAAGUGGUUCUCGUUGCGACGGCGGAGGACGACGAGAAAGACUCCUACAUACCUAAUCCAAUUCUCGAGAGAGUUCUCCGUUCGGCGAUGAACAAACCGGAGACUGCCCAAGUCCUUCGAGAGAUUCGAAGUCUUCAAGAGGCGGAGAUGAACAGAGAGAGUUGCACCGCCACGAAAUUCCAACAGCAGACUCUGCCAUUGAAAAGCGAGGCGGACAGCGUUCCCGCGACUCCUUAUCAAGAUCAGUUGAGAAGCGUGAAUCCUAUACCGAUACCGGACACGAUCAAGCCUACUUUUGCGAGGCAAAACUCCAACGAGUCGGUGGGAUCGUUGUCGGACAAGAAAUCGUUGUGCGGUUCUUAUGGCAACGAGGGCCAGGACGUUGUCAGGGACACCUACUCUGGGCUUCCCAACGUAUCUAAACCACCAACGUCGUACUCUCCUCAGUUGCAGCAGCAGAUAAGGUAUUCCCAAAAUGGGUACAUGCCGUAUUUGCAGUCUCAGUCGACGUACCCUCAAGCGCAGACGUCUCAUCCGAGGAACCAGAGCAUCCCGCUGUCUCAAACGCAAAAACCAGCCAGCCCUUACCCCACUCAGAUUCAGUACGUGCAGAACAACGUGCAGCAACAGAAGGCAAUAUGCCAGAAGACCUCCUAUCAGACUUACUACCAACUGGAGCAGCAGCACAAUCAGAUGAACAAGCAAAUGUCUCAGCAGCAACAACCCAACAUGAACCAGAGGAUCGCGAGCCACAAUGCAAGCCCGAUAACUGUUCAACACGCUCAACAACAGUUCGCGUAUCCAGCGACUCAGUCCCCCAGCCCUUAUCAGAACCAGUACAGCCACAGUUCCUAUCAGGGUUACCCCUAUCAGUCUGUUCCUCAACAGAACAGAAUGAGCCAACCUCUUCCACAGUAUCAGCCGCCGCCGAAUCCACCGUCUUCUUAUCCGCAACAGCAGAACAUGCCGAAUUACCAACAGAGACACGAUAAUUAUCAGAGGCCAGCUCAGAAGCCUGACCAGCAAAACAUUCUGGCACCGAAUCAGACGUACCCAAACGCGUUGCAAAACGGCCAGAUACAGUCGAAUAUGAAGUAUCCGACGUAUCAACAUCCUCCCGUGUCGAAACAGAGCAAACAGAUGCAUUUCCUGCCGAUGUCGAAGAGCAACGCGGCAGUAACGCAAUCCGCGUCCUCGUUGCAGAAGCCUGCGAUCGGUGGCCCAGCGAGAACCGCGCCGUGUCAUCUCUGCCGGAAGAAACAAGUGACCGAGCCUGCCAUUUACUGUACCGACUGCGACUUUUACAUGUCUCGCUUCCGGCCAAAGAACUGAAGGGAACUUUGUCCCAUCCGUUGACGCGCGACCGACAAAAUAUUGUUGAAAGGACGAGUCGGUUUUUUGUUAAGAUGAUCUUUUCGUUCUAGGUGAUGUAUAGAUGAAGUUUAAGUUUGACGUGUAGGAUAGUCCUGUCUAAACUAAGUUUCUUUUUUUGUUUUGUAUGUUAAAUUUUUCUGAAUGUUCGAAGAUUCUGAAAGCAAGUAUUUGUAUUAGGUAGAUUAUAGGAAAUCCGAGAUUUCUCAUUUUUCUUCUUUCGACAGCAGCUGAUUAGUGAGAUUUCCAAGCGUCCGAUUGAACUCGAAUCUUGAAAUCUCAAAGUCUUCGAAGCCUCGGAGGCUUGAAAUCUCGAAGUCUCGAGGAUUUAGAACCUGGAAAUUUUCAACGAACAUGGACGAGGUGUCCGUGUGUCAAAUCAGCAUACGGUCGAGACAGGUAAUGCGUGUUUUUACGAACACGUGACUCUCGAUUUCGCGAUUCACUUAAAAUCAGUCGCAAAAAUUUCUGCGUCCCGAAUGCCAUCGAAAGAUCGAAACUUCAGAGUGCGUUGAAACGGAGCGAGUUGAAACUUCGUCGUCGAUACGCAUACGAAAUUCUCUCGAGUUCACUCGAGGCAAACUUAUGAUUGAUUUUACAAAGGGUGACAUCGAGCCACCCCUCCCCACUUUUGUACAAAGUUAAAUUAGUUGUAGAUUUGUAUAAUCGAAGACCUUCAGUCGUGCAGCUAUCAACUAUAGAUACAUACUCGUUGUACCAUUGAUUGUGUACUUAGCGAACAUUUGUAAUUUAUAGCGAAUCAUAUUAUAUAGAAAGAAAGAUGUAGUUUUCUCGUAUGUCAAUCGUGUUCUCGAGUAACAAACGUUUCGUGCUUCGUACGUUAAUCUAACGUGUAGCAAAUAUAGUUCUUUCAAUCCUUGUAUGAUUUGUACUGUUUACAGUUCUGUUGUACAUAGAGAUUAUUUCUAUGUAGCGUUUAUUUUUCUGUGUAAAAAGAAACAACAAAUAUCAACGUUAACCCUCUAUCGAGCGUCUAGAGCGUUAAAAAGUGCGAGCGUUUCUGUUUCACGCGUACGCAUACGUAUCAAAACGACGCGGUUGUAUUCCCGUUCGGGGAGGACAGUUUGUCAGAAUUGUGAUACUAGCCAUGCUCUACGUAGGGUCUUAUCGUUAAAAAGUUUAGAAAUCCGUGCCGCGAUGAAACGAUAGUCGGGUAGUCGCACAAAAAUCGAGGUGAAUUAGAGGAAGCGCGAAGGCAAUAUGAUCUCUGAGUUGAAAGCGUGAAGUUUAUAUUUUAUGUUCAUAGGCGUUGACGUUAUACAUAUAUGUAAUAAUUGUCAUGUACUUAACGAUUCCGUUUUAUUGUAACGAUCGUCUAUGUGUAUUAGAUCGAUGUACAAAUCCAAGCCCCCGUCUCCCCGGUUUUAUACAUUUUGUAUGAGUAUUUUGUUUUAAAAAUACUUGAUUUCCUCUCCCGUAUGUGACAUUGAAUAAAGCGCCGUCGAAAUAUUUCAAACACGUGUUUCCCACCGGUUCAUUUCGCCGAUAUUACUCGAAAAACCACGGAACGCUUUUAAAUAUUUAUGCGUAAAAAAAUUCAAAAAACAGGUAUCGACGAAUUCUUUUAUUUGGUAUAUUUUAUCGCGUUUAAUUUUAACACUGUCAGCGAUCAAAUUUAAUUAGAGUCU